GUGUUGCCCCAGUGCCAGCUGAAGAUCCAGAAAUCAUAUUUCAACGAAAUAUCAUGGAGGCUAUGCCUCAAGCUGCUAGACAGAGACUCCAGCCGCAGCUCAUUGCUGAAGAAUGGUCAGCCCCGAUCACCCGAAGUUCUGAACUGAAUCACAAAGGUGGCAUAGCACUUUGCUACAAACAAGAACUCCCUGAUGCACUAAGGCGAGUUGGGUACACGCUUGAGCCAACAGCAGUGCUUCUUUCGCAGGAGCCAUCCUCAUUGGGUCUUCGUGCCUACCCUUCAGAGCUUGUCACAUGUGGCCUCAAGGUGACCAAAGACGAUGGAUCCACACAGAUUGUGCAAGUCGAAAGACACUUGUGUCAGCUUGGUUUCGGGGAGCAUGUUUGUAAAGUGGCUUCUGGUACUCUGGUGCUCCUCCCCACUUGCAUGCAUCGUUGUGUUGCAAAGUACCCUUCCUUUUAUGGAUGGACCAGUGAAAUGAUCAAUGGUUCUACCAUUGCUCAGCUUUUGAGCAAACACCUACCACAGGGUAGCUUCAGUGAGGUCGUGCCGAGACUACACGACCGGACUCUUUCGGCCACUUUCCGUGUGCACUCGGAUCUUCUUGACACGAUCCUUAAAGUCAGUGGCCUGGAUCAUGUCUUCUACAAGCCUCAUGAUUCGGAAUCGGUGAGACCAAAUAUGGAGUUGCUAUGGCUUCCUCAAGACGCAAAUCUCGAUAUUGCACUUGCACAUACUAAGAACAGUCCAGAUAUAUUUGGGGUGGCAAUGAAAAAUGCUUCAGCUCAGCCACGAUUUGCCCUUCGUUUUCUCGAUAUCACCAAACUGCAACAAUAUGCCAAGGAAAACUCCUUGGAUGAUGUCUCUCACUUGGGCCGUUGGAAACUGCAAGGUGUGCCGGUUCACUCUGGCCCGAUUGGUGCGCUCACUGUUUUGCAAGAUAGAAAAUGGGACGUGCGUGAGAUCAUUUACUUCAAUGCUCGUCAUUGCAUAUUCGUGGCAGCUGCAAGAGGUGACGCCUCACCAAUUUACUUCGAAAACGGAAAGCAUCGUCAACAACUCAGGUUUGAAGCCGUCAAUGCAGUUGCUCGUCAACAACAAGCAGAAGCAGCGCAAGCUGCUCGUCCCUCGAAGCCGGACAAAGUCGCCACAAAAACAGAUUCUGCAAAUGCCUUUUGGAAAAAGACUGCAAAGGAAGCUGUUGCGAUGAAUCAGCCAGGAGGUGGAUCCAAGAGGCCGGCUGACUCCAAGACCGGUCUCACUCCUGAGAAAAACAAGCAAAAAGCUGAAAACUCUUAACCAGAAGUUCAUGGUUUCACCCAAGAGCUUCGCCCUCGCAGUGC
Durusdinium trenchii is the source of this 1345-nucleotide messenger RNA. NCBI's taxonomy places the organism in Eukaryota, Dinophyceae, Suessiales, Symbiodiniaceae. The record is from the annotation of a GenBank genome assembly.